Messenger RNA from Oncorhynchus masou masou (cherry salmon), 3180 nucleotides. RefSeq names its product ATPase family AAA domain-containing protein 5-like. The transcript has 10 exons. Gene Ontology annotation, cellular component: nucleus. Gene Ontology annotation, molecular function: DNA clamp unloader activity; DNA binding. Lineage: Eukaryota; Metazoa; Chordata; Actinopteri; Salmoniformes; Salmonidae. Bases 1 to 2226 code for a protein of 741 amino acids. The record is from RefSeq and is a predicted model, not a curated record.
AUGGAGUCACUCCUCAGCAGGCCAGGCUUGGUCCUGUUUGUGGCGGAGCGGCCGUCAGAUCCUGUCCCAGCUGAGGGAGGCCACCCAGUCCCACCAGGUGGACAUCCAGGGGUCAACGCCCAUAAGCCAUGCUAUUUCAGUAGCUCCACCGCCAGGCCUGGAUCCUCACCACGGAAAGUGUACUCUCCUCGAAGGGUGGUGUCCUCCCCCAGGAAGUCCCCCCGUGGAGCCACGAGGGGAGGCCUGGCCCCCACCUCCCUGGCCAACUUCUUCAAAAUGGGCCGACCUGGUCCCACCAACAAGGAACCUGCCAGUGCCAGCCAAGACCAGAAGCAACCAACCGCUGUUCCCAAGAAGACCAGUAAAGCCAAGGAGAGUUCCAGUAAGACUGAAGAGCCACAGAACAGACCAGCAGCAGCAGCCAUCACCAAGGACUCCUCCAGUGAAGAGCAGAGCAAGAAGACGGCCACGUCACUCAUUCUCUUUGAGGAGGUGGAUGUCGUCUUUGAUGACGACUCUGGGUUCCUGGCUGCCAUCAAAACGUUCAUGACCACCACCAAGAGACCGGUGAUCCUCACCACCAGUGAUCCCACCUUCAGUACCAUGUUUGAUGGCAACUUUGAGGAGAUACAUUUCAAAACCCCCUCAGUGGUGAAGGUGGGGAGCUACCUGCAGCUGCUGUGCCUGGCUGAGAACAUGCGUACGGACGCCCGCGACGUCUCCUCUCUGCUCCACCUGAACGGUUGUGACAUCCGCCAGAGCCUUCUGCACCUGCAGUUCUGGAGCCGUUCCACAGGGGGGCGGAAGCUAUCCCGUCCCCUCCCAGACUCAUCCCUCACAGUGACACAACUCCAGUCAAAGACAGAGGAAACUGCAGGUGGCUCUGUGGUGAGUGAGGGGGUGACUCCAGCAGGACCCCUGCCCCCCUGUGACACCGGCUGCACAGAGAGCAUGCUGGGACUGCUGAACAUGGAGCCAGAGAGGGAAAUGCAGGAUCUGUUCAAGAGCCAGUCCACAGUGGAGCCAGGUUGCUGGGAGCUGCUGACCACCAGCAAGAGGAGAGGAAUGGACCUGCUCUACUCCAACAUGGAGGCCCUGCUUCCCCUACCCACCACACACCUCACUGUCACAACCCACAGGCGGACACAGGAAGAGUCCAGCGCUGAUCCACAGGAAGUAGCCACUAGUAUGAAUAGUAUAAAGCCAGAGAUUGAUCCACCACUACCACCUCAGACUGAGGUUGAUCCACUGCCCCACCCCAGGCUCCAGCAGGUGGCAGAGGGGUCAGAGACAGACGGGAGCCCGGUGAAGGUGUCCUCUAGAAUGAAGAAGAAGAAGCAGCUGGGUACCCGAGAGGACCUGGACCCCUUUCACUCAGACUCUGAUUCCGACGACGCCUUCCUCUCCCUCCACACUAAACCACCUGCCAACCCCCCUCAGACACAGACGGAAGGGGAGGACAGUCAGGACGAUUCUACCAGCAACAAGGUUGAACUAGAAUCUGUGAAGGCCAGAGAGGAAGAGGUAAAGGAGAAGGCCCCUCCCCCUGUGAGGAUUAGGGUGCCGCUCACCCCGGAGCAGAGGAUGAAGAGUGAGCCUGUGUCCCACUGCCUGGGCUCCCUGGCAGAGUUCCUCGACCACAUGUCCCUCCUGGACUCCUCCCUUUGCCACCACACCUCACCUGUAGGUGGUGCCAGAAACACACACAGGACAUUCGGCCUGAGAGCCGAGACUAAAGACGGGAUGAAUGACGAGCCCAGGGAGGAGUGCCAUGGAGGGAGCUGGGUAGAGGAGGAGAGAGCGGGGGAGAUCCAGGCUGCUGUGGAGGCUCUGAGCUUCCAGAGGUGCAGGGCUGGGGUGGAGGAGGCGUGGGGUACAGCUCAGGGUCUAGAGGGGGAACUGGGGAACGAGGCUGUGAACGAGCUCACACUCCCUGUGGCCCCGCACAGACAGGGCUUCAGACUCACCCAGGACAGCCCCUGUGAACCAAAAGUUCUCCAGAAGAGGAGGGAUGUGAUGGACAUUCUACCCAGCCGAGUGGCAGGGACGCUGGGUAACAGACCUGCUGCAGCCCUGGACUUCCUUCCCUUCCUACGGACCAUCUGCCGAUCAGAGACGCUCAAGGAGCAGUUCAAGGUUAAACGCAGGUUCCUCCACUACCUGGAUGCCAUUCACCUGGGCCUUCCCAAGGACACUCUGCAAUACCUAGCAAAGGACUUCCCUUGAACUAGAGAGAAGUGCACUGGUGUUUCUCAAAUAGGGGGUUUAAGGACAUUCAGGUCACCCAUUUUGAGGCUUGAUGACAGUAUGAAAGCAAUCAUUAGCUGGGUUAAUGUGAUCCUAACUUGAGUCAUAUUCAUUAGGUACCAAAUGGAAGAAAUCUGACACAAGGAGGGAGGGACUGACUACCUAAGCUUGUUGAAUUAGAAGGCUAGUUUUCGUUCUUAUCCCAUUGCAAAACGUUUUGCUACGGUGUACCCUAAUGAAUACGACCCCUCAAUUGCUACUAAAAGUCAAUGACCAGAAAUCUGCGGAUCAAUUUCCUCUUGGGACCUGGAGUGAGGUUCAUCAUAGAUCCCUUUAAAGAGUGCUGAAACACUAUUCACCUCUUCAAUAUGCAUUUGUACUGUAAUAUAAAAAUGGGAGUGUGUAAAUGUGUAUCAGUAAAAAAAAAUUAUAGUUGUGGCUUUUACGAAGAUGUGCCUGUUUUUGUAUUCUGCUGUGCAUUUGGCAAAGUGUUUCAUGAACUAAUAAAUUCAAAUGUUAUAUUCUGAGAGAUAAUUUGUAAGAUUUGAAUAACAUACUUGUAGAAAUUGUCAGUUUAAAAGGCUGUGUUUUUGUUGUCAAACUACACAAUAUUAACACAAUCAUGUUCAAGCACUUCAUAUCACUUUUUUACUGUUCAUAUAAUAUAAACCCCACACACUUUUCUAGUCCAGUGUGUUAUUCUCUCGUGAAUUACAAUGGCUUCAUUAUCUAAUUGCAGGGAAGGAUCAGUGAUGUGUAUAUGUAAAUCAUUGGGUAGGAUGUCUUUUUAAACUAACCAAGUCGGGUUAGAUUGAGCACAACACAAUCUAAUGUAACAGAAGUGAUUAUGAAAUGUUUUUGUAUUGUUUACAUCUUUUGGUAAAUUAAUGUAAUAAAAAAGGACACGUGUAACAAGACGCAGCGUAUCAAACA